Molecule: messenger RNA, 1284 nt
Organism: Myiozetetes cayanensis
Lineage: Eukaryota; Metazoa; Chordata; Aves; Passeriformes; Tyrannidae
Gene: CENPW
Product: centromere protein W
Exons: 3
Coding region: 63-293 (76 amino acids)
Biological process (GO): mitotic cell cycle; chromosome segregation; kinetochore assembly
Cellular component (GO): nucleoplasm; kinetochore
Molecular function (GO): protein heterodimerization activity; DNA binding
Source: RefSeq, a predicted model, not a curated record
AGCAACAGUGGGAGCAGCGGGAGCAGCAGGAACAGCAGGAACAGGAGCAGGAGCAGAGGAAGAUGAGGCGCACGGCGCCCCGCAGCACCCUGCGGAAAAUAAUAAAGAAACACAAGCCGCAGUUACGCCUGGCGGCGAACGCCGACCUGCUGGUGCAUUUGAACUUCUUACUGUUUCUCCAUCGGCUAGCAGAAGAGGCCAGGACAAAUGCUUUUGAGAACAAAAGUAAAAUAAUUAAACCUGAGCACACCAUAUCUGCCGCAAAGGUUAUUUUAAAGAAAAGCAGAGGCUAGAAAACAGACCACUGGAAUUUUAAAGCAAAGUUUUUCCAUCUUGUCUUACUAACUUGAGAUACUGUGAGCCAGCUUUAGCGCUUGUGGAAGUAUGCAGUUUUAUUGAUGUCUAUCUCCUGACUGAGUAUCUUGCUCUUUCUUUAAAAAAAAAAAAAUAAAAAAAAUCUUACAAUGUAUAUUUUUGUACUCCAUGCAUAAUUUUAAAGUGUGUGUCACUUGGCAUUUAAGACUUUUGACAUACUUUAUUUCUUUUGUAAGAUGGAGGAAUGCCUGUACCAUAGGUACUCUUCAGGUACAAUGUGGCAUUUAUUAUUAGAAGUGUGAAACUUCUAAAGGAGAACAGUAAUAAAAAAAAAUGCAGGUUUCACAAAAUCCAUUGAAGAUUGUGCAGUUCAAAGCAGAUUUACUAGUUAAAGAAAAUCUUGGCUUUCAAAAUAAUCAUUGCAGAAGCAAGUGUGUUAAAUAUCUUGCCUUCAAUUCAUUCAUAAAUGUCUUAGUUACUUUGAAAAGUAGGUUAAAACUUCUGUGUUCUGGGGAAAGAAUACAUAUUUGGUAUUUAAAAUCAUGCUCUGAACUGUUAAGCUGGCCUAUUGUUUGCUGUGGUGUAUGAGACAAUUUGGUGGUCUGUAAUUCAGUUGGUGUGGACAGAUGCACAGAUUAUGGAGAAGAAAAGAUCUGGCACAGCUGUUGUUUUUGAAGUUAGAUCUUGUAAAAAUAACAAAGAUAAAUUGUCAUGAAUGCCCAGCCAUUUCCUCCCCCUUUUGAGUGUCAUCCUAACUUGUCAGAGGUCUGGAAAUGUACAUUAUAUAAAUAUGUCUUCUUAAAUUAAGAUCAUAUUCUAUUCCUAAUCUGAUACUUGUAACCAUUUACUGAACACUUUGCUUAAGGGAUGUUUUAAUAAAGUUAUAGUUGAAUCUCACAGUUUGAGCUGAUAAUACGGUUUUGUGGAAUAUGUGGUAGCUGAUCCUUCAUAUGCGCAAUGAACUAUUCU